CCCAUGUGAGCCCCAGCCGCGGGGUGCCGGCCCGCGGCGCAGAAGGCUGCGCACCCUCCCUCCGGGCGUGUGCCCCGACAGCGGCGGCGGCAGCAGCUGAGGGAGGAGGUCGUCGGGCAGCGCUGGAGUAAGCGGGAGGCAUGGUGUCCUGGCGGCGGAGGCCAGGUCCCGGCCUUGCGCGGCUGUGGGGCUUGUGCUGCCUGGUGCUGGGCUGCUGGCGGGGCGCGCUAGGCUGCCCCGCGUCCUGUCGCUGCAGUUCCUGGCGGAUCUGGUGCUCGGAGCCAGUGCCGGGCAUCGCCUCCUUCCCCGUGCCGCAGCGGAGCGCCGAGGAUGACAAUGUCACCGAGAUUUACAUCGCAAACCAGAGAAAAUUAGAAAGUAUCAAUGACAAUGAAGUUGGAUUUUACGUUGGACUUAAAAAUCUGACUGUGGUGGAUUCAGGCUUAAGAUUUGUGUCCCGUCAGGCAUUUGUGAAAAACGUCAACCUACAAUACAUCAAUUUAUCUAGAAACAAGCUCUCAAGUUUGUCCAAGAAGCCUUUUCGCCAUCUGGGUUUGUCUGAUCUGAUACUGGUGGACAAUCCAUUCAAGUGUUCCUGUGAAAUUAUGUGGAUUAAGAAAUUUCAAGAGACCAAGUUUUACACAGAAGCUCAGGAUAUAUAUUGCAUAGAUGACAAUAACAAGCGGACAGCCUUGAUGGAUAUGAAGGUCCCGAACUGCGACUUACCCUCAGCAAACUUAAGCAAUUACAACAUCACUGUGGUGGAAGGAAAGAGCAUCACACUGUACUGUGAUACAACCGGAGGGCCACCCCCUAAUGUGUCCUGGGUGCUCACUAAUCUUGUUUCAAACCAUGAGAGUGAUACAAGUAAGAAUCCUGCCUCGUUAACCAUAAAGAAUGUUUCAUCCAUGGACAGCGGACUGUGGAUUUCGUGUGUGGCGGAGAACAUUGUGGGAGAGGUCCAAACCUCUGCAGAACUGACGGUAUUCUUUGCACCAAAUAUCACAUUUAUUGAAUCUCCAACCCCGGACCACCACUGGUGCAUUCCAUUCACUGUGAAAGGGAACCCUAAGCCCACAUUGCAGUGGUUCUAUGAAGGAGCUAUAUUGAAUGAGUCUGAAUACAUCUGUACUAAAAUACAUGUUAUCAAUCAAAGUGAAUACCAUGGCUGCCUGCAGCUGGACAACCCAACCCACCUGAACAAUGGUGCUUAUACCUUACUGGCCAAGAAUGAGUAUGGAGAAGAUGAAAAGCGGGUUGAUGCUCAUUUCAUGUCGGUGCCUGGAGAUGGUAGUGGCCCAAUUGUGGAUCCAGACGUUUAUGAGUAUGAAACCACGCCUAAUGAUCUUGGAGACACCACAAAUAACAGUAAUCAAAUCACUUCUCCGGAUGUUUCCAACAAAGAGAAUGAAGAUAGCAUCACUGUGUAUGUUGUGGUGGGAAUUGCAGCACUGGUAUGCACUGGCUUAGUAAUAAUGCUCAUUAUUCUGAAGUUUGGAAGACACUCUAAGUUUGGGAUGAAAGGUCCUUCUUCAGUUAUCAGCAAUGACGAUGAUUCAGCCAGUCCUCUCCAUCACAUCUCAAAUGGCAGUAACACUCCGUCCUCUUCUGAGGGAGGUCCUGAUGCGGUCAUCAUUGGGAUGACAAAGAUUCCUGUCAUUGAAAAUCCCCAGUACUUUGGAAUUACCAACAGUCAGCUCAAACCAGAUACUUUUGUUCAGCACAUCAAGCGCCACAAUAUUGUUCUUAAAAGAGAACUGGGAGAAGGAGCCUUUGGAAAAGUGUUUCUGGCAGAAUGUUACAACCUCUGUCCCGAACAGGACAAGAUCUUGGUAGCAGUGAAGACUUUGAAGGAUGCCAGUGACAAUGCCCGUAAGGACUUCCACCGUGAGGCAGAGCUGCUGACUAACCUGCAACAUGAGCACAUCGUCAAGUUCUAUGGUGUCUGUGUUGAGGGUGAUCCACUCAUCAUGGUCUUUGAGUACAUGAAGCAUGGAGAUCUGAACAAAUUCCUCAGGGCACAUGGUCCAGAUGCAGUACUGAUGGCAGAAGGCAACCGACCAGCUGAGCUGACGCAGUCCCAGAUGCUUCAUAUUGCCCAGCAGAUUGCAGCUGGUAUGGUAUACCUGGCAUCACAGCACUUCGUGCAUCGGGACCUUGCUACUCGGAAUUGCCUGGUUGGUGAGAACCUACUGGUGAAGAUUGGGGAUUUUGGGAUGUCUAGAGAUGUGUACAGCACAGACUACUACAGGGUUGGGGGUCACACCAUGCUCCCCAUUCGCUGGAUGCCUCCAGAAAGUAUUAUGUACAGGAAGUUCACUACUGAAAGUGAUGUCUGGAGCCUGGGAGUUGUAUUAUGGGAAAUCUUUACCUAUGGCAAACAGCCAUGGUACCAGCUCUCAAACAAUGAGGUGAUUGAGUGCAUCACUCAGGGCCGAGUCCUUCAGCGACCUCGCACGUGCCCCAAGGAAGUGUAUGACUUGAUGCUGGGAUGUUGGCAACGGGAACCUCACAUGAGGCUCAACAUCAAAGAAAUCCACUCCCUCCUUCAGAACUUGGCCAAGGCAUCUCCAGUCUACCUGGAUAUUUUAGGCUAAAGUCUCAUAGCAUUUCUUCUUAUGGGCUGUGUGAAUGAAUGUGUUCUACUGCCGCUGAACUCCAUUAAAAUGUGUUCUUAACUUUGACAGUAUUAAUGACAAAGUUGUGGAGAAGCUUUUAAAGGGCAAGCAAUGUACACUUCUCCAUCUGUGACACAGUAUUGACUUUUUAGACAUUACUGAGACGUAUCUUUUCUCUCUCUUCCUCUUUCAGUUUCUAUCAUCUUUUUCUUCUUUCCUGUCUUUCUAAUCAAUUUGGCUUCUGCAUUAUUGUAACUCUGCAUAGACAAAGGCCUUAAAAACCUGAUCUGUUAUAUCAGCAGACUCUCCAGUUUGCCCAUCACAACUAACAAUGCCUUGUUGUAUUCAUGCCUUUGAUGUGGAUGAAAAAAAGGGAAAAUAUAUUUGAUUCGAACUUUGUGAUGUCUGCUGUAAAGAUACUGAGAGUUUCUAUGGAUUCACCUCAAUUUUUUUGCUUCAGCAUGUGGGUGGAAAAAGAAGACUGGCAUUCUUUACAUGAAGAGUAUUCCUUGCAGAGAAAAAGCCAGAUGGAAACAAGACAGUGUUGUGUGAUCCACUAUCUGGAGGAACUGUGGGAUCAGAUGGCAUCAAACCCCACUGAAAACAUUGAAAUGAUUUGAUGGAAGGCAAGAGGAGGUUUAGCACUUUCCCUGGAGAGUCUUUCUGAGGAGUAAGGGGAUUCAAGGAGGUACUUUGCCAGUACCUUUCAUUGCCAGAUACAAGCUUAUGUUAAAAGGGAAAAAGAUGCUGCCAGCACUGCACGCAAUUAUGUUGCAAUGUGAUAAGUGAACACAUGCCCUUACUUUGUCUUCUAGUAGGAUAUUGUCAUGCCACUGAUACAUAAAUGUUCUCCAGCAAGUCUUUUUAAAUAAAGGCUGAAGCUAGGCUUACUAAUGUACAGUAGUAAUUUCAGGAUCGCACAACGAAACUAAGGAUUUUGAUAAGACAGGACAAGCUAUGGAUGCUGGGGCAGAUGUAUCUUACACUCUGCUUGUCCAGAAGCAUACUCUUUUUUUUUCAAACCAUGCAAGCAAAACGUUGCAUGGUCUCCGUCAAUUAAUGCCCUUUGUGCAGAACUGUCACUCAUCUUGUAAAACACCUUAGUAGGCAUAGCGAACUCAUAAUGGUAUAACUUAUAUUUCAUUGAAAGGGGAUAAUCAAAGACAUUAGCUAUGUUAAAAUGCCUUUACAAUGUUACAGAUACAAUAGACUGAUACUACAUGAGUAAUCUAAAGCAUGGACAUCACUGGUUAUAUUUGAGCCAUGGCAGGGGAUAAAGUGAGAUACCUGGGGAAAACAAAUUACUCUGAGGUUAUGGCUCAUUUCUCAGAGUGCAAAGACCUUGAGCUCAGCACCAUGUUUGUACUGGUAUUAGUGCUGUCAUUACCAACAUCCCGUCUUUCUUAAAUAAUUUCUUUUUUGUUGGAUGGGCACUGUGUGUGUACUUUUGCAUGGCCACUGUGUUGAUGACAAGUGCAUGGGCAUAUCUGUUAUUUUUCAAACCGGAAGUUGAAGAUUUCAAAUUUAGAGUUAGGAUUAUUUUUAAUAUGAAUUCUUACAAAAGACCUACCUUAUCUAUUCCUCAAUACUUUUGCCUCCCUCUGUGAGGGGGCGUUACUGCAAAAAA
Messenger RNA from Phasianus colchicus (ring-necked pheasant), 4245 nucleotides. It is a transcript of the gene NTRK2, whose product is annotated as neurotrophic receptor tyrosine kinase 2. Gene Ontology annotation, biological process: synapse organization; positive regulation of neuron projection development; homophilic cell-cell adhesion. NCBI's taxonomy places the organism in Eukaryota, Metazoa, Chordata, Aves, Galliformes, Phasianidae. The record is from RefSeq and is a predicted model, not a curated record. Gene Ontology annotation, cellular component: plasma membrane; postsynaptic density; signaling receptor complex. Gene Ontology annotation, molecular function: brain-derived neurotrophic factor receptor activity; brain-derived neurotrophic factor binding; axon guidance receptor activity.